UAUCUUUGGCUUUCCGUCCUCCCUCUUCUUGCUUCCCAGUAUCUCUGGCUUUCCGUCGUUGUCGUUAGAGCUGGACACCGAAUCAGGUGGGUCUUCUCCAUUUCAAAUGUAGGUUACAUAGAGGGCAUGUGGGUUGAGUGUAUACGGCUGGACACCGAAUCAGGUGGGUCUUCUGUCGUCCCUCUUCUUGCUUCCCAGUAUCUCUGGCUUUCCGUCGUUGUCGUUAGAGCUGGACACCGAAUCAGGUGGGUCUUCUCCAUUUCAAAUGUAGGUUACAUAGAGGGCAUGUGGGUUGAGUCUUUAAAUCUCUUGAAGAUUUUCUGGCAAAAGGGUUUUAUUUUGCUUGUGGGAAUAGAACCUCGCAAAGCAGUUAGCUAUUUCGGAGUCGGUGGUAAGAAAUUUGCUGUUUAA
Molecule: messenger RNA, 411 nt
Organism: Rodentolepis nana
Lineage: Eukaryota; Metazoa; Platyhelminthes; Cestoda; Cyclophyllidea; Hymenolepididae
Source: the annotation of a GenBank genome assembly